CCAGCGGCUUCCGGCCGAAGAACAUGAUGCAAGGGGAGACAAAUCCUAGUGCUUCCCUCAUUGACAGAACCAUCAAGAUGAGAAAAGAAACAGAAGCUAAGAAAGUAGUUUUAGCCUGGGGACUCCUAAAUGUAUCUAUGGCUGGAAUGAUAUAUACUGAAAUGACUGGAAAAUUGAUUAGUUCAUAUUAUAAUGUGACAUACUGGCCCCUCUGGUAUAUUGAGCUUGCCCUUGCAUCCCUCUUCAGCCUAAACGCCUUAUUUGAUUUUUGGAGAUAUUUCAAAUACACUGUGGCACCAACAAGUCUGGUUGUUAGCCCUGGACAGCAAACACUUUUAGGGUUGAAAACAGCUGUUGUACAGACUACUCCUCCACAUGAUCUGGCAGCAACCCAGAUCCCUCCCUCUCCACCUUCUCCUUCAAUUCAGGGUCAGAGUGUGUUGAGUUAUAGCCCAUCUCGUUCACCCAGUACCAGCCCCAAGUUCACCACCAGCUGUAUAACUGGAUAUAGCCCUCAGCUGCAAGGUCUGUCAUCAGGGGGCAGCGGUUCCUAUAGCCCUGGAGUGACUUACUCUCCUGUCAGUGGUUAUAAUAAGUUGGCAAGCUGUAGUCCCUCUGCUUCUUCUCCGUACCCUGCUACUGUUGGACCAGCGGAGAGCAGUGGAUUGAGGUCUCGCUACCGGUCUUCACCCACCGUCUAUAAUUCCCCUACUGACAAAGAAGACUACAUGACAGAUCUACGAACUUUGGAUACUUUUCUUAGAAGUGAAGAAGAGAAACAGCAUAGAGUUAAGCUGGGGAGUCCAGACUCUACCUCGCCUUCCACCAGUCCUACUUUCUGGAACUACAAUCGUUCUAUGGGAGAUUAUGCACAAACUUUAAAGAAGUUUCAGUAUCAACUUGCCUGUAGGUCUCAGGCCCCCUGUGCUAACAAAGAUGAAGCUGAUCUCAGUUCUAAACAAGCUGCAGAGGAGGUUUGGGCAAGAGUGACUAUGAAUAGACAACUUCUUGAUCAUAUGGAUUCAUGGACAGCUAAGUUCAGAAAUUGGAUCAAUGAGACAAUAUUAGUGCCAUUGGUACAAGAGAUCGAGUCUGUGAGCACACAGAUGAGACGAAUGGGCUGUCCUGAGCUUCAGAUAGGAGAGGCUAGCAUUACUAGCUUGAAACAAGCUGCGCUGGUCAAAGCUCCUCUCAUUCCAACUUUGAAUACAAUUGUGCAGUAUCUAGACCUUACACCAAAUCAGGAAUACUUGUUUGAAAGGAUCAAAGAACUUUCUCAGGGAGGCUGUAUGAGUUCAUUUCGAUGGAAUAGAGGUGGAGACUUCAAAGGACGCAAGUGGGAUACAGACCUGCCCACUGAUUCUGCUAUCAUCAUGCAUGUAUUUUGCACCUACCUCGAUUCCAGAUUACCUCCACAUCCUAAGUACCCUGACGGAAAAACAUUUACUUCUCAGCACUUUGUUCAGACACCAAAUAAACCAGAUGUGACAAAUGAGAAUGUUUUUUGCAUUUAUCAGAGUGCUAUCAACCCUCCCCAUUAUGAGCUAAUCUACCAGCGUCAUGUCUACAAUCUUCCAAAGGGCCGAAAUAAUAUGUUUCAUACAUUGUUAAUGUUCCUCUACAUCAUAAAGACUAAAGAGUCAGGAAUGCUUGGGAGAGUUAAUCUUGGUCUGUCCGGUGUGAAUAUUUUGUGGAUUUUUGGCGAGUAGUGGAUCAUUUAAUUCCAAACAUUUGGACUUUUCUUUGAUUGAACCGGAAGUUGAAUCUAAGCAUCUCUGAGUCACUGCCUCUUUUGAAAUAAGAUACAUAUGUGUGUUACAGACUCUUUAGAUUUAAUGAAAAAUCAGCUAUUAUGAAACUUACUUGUAAAAGUAUGUCCUAAAUCUUCUACACCAAGAGACAUUACUUUUACUUUUUUAUUACCUUUCAGAUUUUUCAGUUGCCUAUAAAACUGCAACCCUUCAGAUAUUUGUUGACCCAAAGCAGUGCAAUUUCCCCUUCGUUAAGCAAUUUGAGUCCGUUUUCAUUGUAACCUACAAAUGAGAAUCAUGCACCUAAUUUUUCCCUGCAGAAAUUGUUCUUUCAGUUGCAUUGUUUGGUGUAAAUACUUGAAAAGAAACAAGGAAAUUGCUAAUUCAUCUCUGUGCUUACCCACUGUUCUACAAGUCAGCCCAUGGCCCAUAUUUAAAGAAAUGAGAUAAACUUCUCAGUAAUAUAUUAGUCUAUGUGCAUUUUUAAGUAUUUUUGAAAGAGGUUUAAGAGUAUGGCAUUUAAAAAAGUCAACUCUUGGGGGCGCCUGGGUGGCUCAGUUGGUUAAGCGACUGCCUUCGGCUCAGGUCACGAUCCUGGAGUCCCGGGA
Neomonachus schauinslandi (Hawaiian monk seal) is the source of this 2359-nucleotide messenger RNA. RefSeq names its product transmembrane protein 209 (gene TMEM209). The record is from RefSeq and is a predicted model, not a curated record. NCBI's taxonomy places the organism in Eukaryota, Metazoa, Chordata, Mammalia, Carnivora, Phocidae. Bases 24 to 1709 code for a protein of 561 amino acids. The transcript has 15 exons. Gene Ontology annotation, cellular component: membrane.